UCCAUGGCAACGCAACCACCGCCAUUGCUAAUCACGUUUGUUUUCAGCUGCAGGCGGCAGAAUCUGCUGUUUUCUACAAUUACCAAUAAAACAGCGAAAUGUAGCUUAACUCCAGAUAUACCAACGUCUCUAUGAUCCACCGGAAUGUAUGAAAGAACAGGACCACCGUGCAGAACGAAUUCUCAGAUUUGACGUGAGGCGUGAGACAGCUGAAGGUGUCCUCUCAGAAACACACAAUGCAAGUGUUGCCUGUCUGGGGGCUCGCCAUCCCUCUCCCAGCAGUGCUGAUGAUCACUCUGAGUCUUUACAUGAUCGUGCUGGGGUUUGGGCUGUGGAUCCGAUCCUGCCUGAAGGACCGCUGUUCUUCAGAGUGUGGUGAUUGCUGUCCAGACUUUUCUGUGUGUGAUCAGUGCUUCAGACUGGCAGAAAUGUGUAACUGCACUCUGCCGACUGUGCACUCGUGUUGGACCAAAUCGUGCCCUUCUUCCUCUUGUGUCAAAUGGGACUGUGCCUGCACCUGUCAGCCCCCUGAGUGCGACUCCUGUAACUGUCUCUGCUUCGAGAUCAGGAUCAAGUAGAAGUCGUGGGGCUGCACUAAUGCCACUGCCAGCUGACCGACUCCAAGUUCUUCAGUCUUUUUCUACUGCACGGCUUUAUUGGAGAGUUUACAGUGGAGAGAUAACGGGACAAGAGGGACGACGGUGACGGCUGCUGUGGUGGUACCCUCCUUUCUGUUUUAUAUCAGUGUGAACCAGCACCUGAUGUUCAACACUUCAUUGUGAAUAUUGGACGAUAUCAUGUUUGAUGUGUUUUAUUUUUGUUGACUGCAGAGUUUUCUUUGUGUUGCAGUCCUGUGGUCAUCAGGAGAGAAUAAACUGCAGGUUUUCACUCUGACUGAACACCAAGUGAUCACGCUCACAUGCUUUUUUACCUUUGACGUUGCUGAAGUGCCUUUUCUUUUCUGUGUGUUGAGAAGGGUUCAGUAAGUUCAGGCCCUGGUGUUCGUUAAUGUUGUUGUCAUUGAUGAUGACAAGUCUGAUGUGCAGACCCAAACUAACAGACAGCUCGGUCAGCUCAGACAGCUGGUCACUGUAGUUUCUAACAAACGUUAUUGGAACAGGGGACAGUGUGUUUGAUCAGCUGAUUAGUCUACAUUUGGUCUAAUCUGUGUCGUCAUUUUCAUUCUUUUCAUGGAAUUUGUUGAUUUAAUCAAGAAUAUAGAAUAUUCCCAGACUUUGAUGUUGGAAAGUGUUGUAGAUGUAAAAAUGAGCAAACUGUUUUCGUACUGUUGUUUUCUACAUUCUGGUUUUUGAAACAAAAUUAAAUUCUGAAAUGUUUUAAAGCGGA
Molecule: messenger RNA, 1347 nt
Organism: Chelmon rostratus (copperband butterflyfish)
Lineage: Eukaryota; Metazoa; Chordata; Actinopteri; Chaetodontiformes; Chaetodontidae
Product: keratin-associated protein 5-5
Exons: 5
Coding region: 237-578 (113 amino acids)
Source: RefSeq, a predicted model, not a curated record